UGACUGCGCCCCACUCCAUCCCGUGAUGCCCGGGCCUGUUUUUCAAGAUGACGGAGAACUGUGCUCCUGACGAUCCCUGGAACAAAGUAAGCAAAACGACUGAAGAGCAGCAAAAACUAACGACAAACAUUUCAGCUGACCCAACCUACAGUGACAGUGGAUUUGACCCAACUUUCUUUGCAGAUAGCACUAGGAAAGGGAGUCUAGUCUCCAGAGCUAACAGUGUUGGAUCUACAAGUGCAUCGUCUGUACCCAACACAGCUGAUUGCAUGACAGACAAUGAUUGUUCUCCAACUGCAGAUGAUGAAGACAGCGAUUACCGGCACGAAACAUCCUACAAGGAGUCCUACAAAGACCGACGGAGGCAGGCGCAUAGUCAGGCGGAGCAGAAAAGACGAAAUGCUAUCAAGAAAGGCUAUGAUGAUUUACAGGCAAUCGUUCCAACAUGCCAGCAACAAGACUGCUCUGUCGGUUCUCAGAAAAUAAGCAAAGCCACUGUCUUACAGAAAACUAUUGACUACAUCCAGUUUUUACACAAAGAGAAGAAAAAGCAGGAAGAGGAUGUCUCCACUCUCCGGAAGGACGUUAUGGCAUUGAAGAUUAUGAAAAUUAAUUAUGAGCAGAUUGUGAAAGCCCACCAGAACAAUCCCCACCAUGGGAAGGGUCAGGUGUCGGACCAGGUGAAGUUCAGCAUUUUCCAGAACAUCAUGGACUCCCUGUUUCACUCCUUCAAUUCCACGAUCUCUGUGACGAGCUUCCAGGAGCUCUCUGCUUGUGUCUUCAGCUGGAUUGAGGAACACUGCAAGCCCCAGACACUCCGGGAGACCGUGGUCGGAGUGCUGCACCAGUUAAACAGCCAAUUGUACUGAAACGGUGCCGUCAAGCCCAGCGGCAGGAGUGGUGGGAUGAUUCCAUGCCUGACCGUUUCAGUAAGACACAUAUGUUUGUUGCUGCUUUUUAAAAUCUCCUGCAGGAUUCCAAAAUGCUGGGUGGAAUGCAAGAGUUAAAAGGAACUGGGUGUAAUUUUUAUUACAUGUUAGCAAAUAUACAGAUGUACCAUUAAAACCCAAAUCUCGUAAAUGCUGUUUUUAGCUGCAUGUCAUUUUUCCGUUGCAGUAAACCUGUAUUCCAGUUUCUGAACACUUUUGUUAUUCACUUAGGGGUUAAUUGCAACGAGCUUGAGAAUGUAUUCCUUAGUUCUGUACUAUCUGCAGGUCAUCUCCAGCUCUGUUCUGUCUUUUUAGUACUAGCUAGUGACAUCUGACAGAUAGGCUUUUUGCCGAAAACCCUUUCAUUGUAAGCAGACUCCAGAUAAGGUUUUGGGUCAGUCUCCACUUUAGACACUGUGAGUAAAAUGCAACAUUACCUUAGUCUUGUA
Messenger RNA from Polyodon spathula (Mississippi paddlefish), 1378 nucleotides. RefSeq names its product max-like protein X. The record is from RefSeq and is a predicted model, not a curated record. Gene Ontology annotation, molecular function: protein dimerization activity; DNA-binding transcription factor activity, RNA polymerase II-specific; RNA polymerase II cis-regulatory region sequence-specific DNA binding. Gene Ontology annotation, biological process: regulation of transcription by RNA polymerase II. Gene Ontology annotation, cellular component: nucleus. NCBI's taxonomy places the organism in Eukaryota, Metazoa, Chordata, Actinopteri, Acipenseriformes, Polyodontidae. The coding region runs from base 48 to 869 and encodes 273 amino acids. The transcript is spliced from 8 exons.